CCUCCCAUGCAUCGGAAUGGUAAGACGAGAAUGUGCAUGGAGGACCCUGGUACGGUGUGUGGAGAAGUUGAAGAGUUGACGAAGAGAUAUUGGCUAUAAAUCAUUCACGUUUAAACUUGUGUAUCGUAAAUUAAAGUAUAAGCAGGUCUCCUUCAGCCCCGGGGCAGGUCAGAGUGACUGGCUGAUGGAAAUAGAGAAGAGAAAAAAGGGGAAAUCUCUUCGCUGAAGCGCCAUGCACUGGCGGAGCAACAUUUAACGCUUAUUUUUUUUCGGCUGAAAUGUAGUUUAUCGUCAACUGGUGGACCAUGUAGUAAGUGUUUGUGCUUGCAUGCAGUAUGAUAUUGAGUCCGAUAUGUCUAAUGUGACGCCGAGUAAAAGCGUGGAAUGGCUGCAACUCGAGUUAGAGUCCGGAGGCACUUCUCUGCUCCUGCUGGACUGCCGUUCACAUGAGCUUUAUGAAUCAUCCCACAUAGAGACCGCCAUAAACCUGGCUAUACCGGGGCUGAUGCUCCGGAGGUUCAAAAAGGGCAACAUACCUAUCCGGACUAUCAUCCCCAACCAUGAGGAUAAAGAGAAGUUCAUAAGGCGGUGCAAGACGGACACGGUGGUCCUGUACGAUGAGAGCACCGUGGACUGGCAGGACAGCGGAGCCUCAGUUCUGGGUCUACUUCUUCAGAAACUAUGGGAAGACGGCUGUAAAGCGUAUUACCUUCAAGGUGGAUUUGUAAAGUUCCACACAGAGUACCCAGAGCACUGUGAGACCCUCCUCGACAGCUCCUGUCCCAGCUCCUCUCCUCCGCUCUCUGUCCUGGGUUUUGGAAACCUCAGAAUCAGCUCUGAUUGUUCCGAUGGGGAAUCUGACCGAGAGCCGAGCAGUGCCACAGAGUCUGAGGAGAGCCCCAUCCCCAGCAAUCAGCCCGCCUUCCCCGUCCAGAUCCUUCCCUACCUUUACCUGGGCUGCGCCAAAGACUCCACCAAUCUAGACGUGCUGGGCCAGUACAACAUCAAGUACAUCCUGAACGUUACACCCAAUCUCCCCAACAUGUUUGAGCAUGAAGGCCACUUCAGGUACAAACAGAUCCCCAUCUCGGAUCACUGGAGUCAGAACCUGUCCCAGUUCUUCCCAGAGGCCAUAUCAUUUAUAGACGAGGCUCGCUCUCAGCAGUGUGGCAUCCUGGUCCACUGUCUGGCCGGCAUCAGUCGCUCAGUCACAGUGACCGUGGCCUACCUGAUGCAGAGGCUCAACCUCUCUCUCAACGACGCUUAUGACUUUGUCAAGAGGAAGAAGUCCAACAUUUCGCCAAACUUCAACUUCAUGGGUCAGCUCCUGGACUUUGAGAGGACGCUGGGGCUGCACAGUCCGUGUGAUAACCGCUCCACCAGCGAGGAGCAGCUCUUCUUCACCACGCCAACCAAUCACAACGUCUUCCAGCUCGACACGCUGGAGUCAACAUGAGGAUGGAUUGGACAGCCUUUGGACAGUCAUUUCCUGUCGUGUCUCUAAGGUUCUCCUGAGCCUCUCAGAUACCAAGCUGACACAAGCAGUAGGUCAGUUACCCUAUUUCUGCACCAAAAGUACAACAUUGAUCUCUUAAAGUAACAGAACGUGAUCUAUUAGACCCAGCCUGCCUUAAUUUCUAACAAAAGGAAGACUUUUGCUACCCCCCAUAUAUGGCAUUAAUCAAUGGUCAUGUAAGACCAUAAUAACAGGACAUUUCAUUACUUUUCUAAUAAAUCUAGGAUUGUUGUUUGUUAUUCACCAGCUGUAAAGCGGAUGUUAAUGUGUUCCUUUCAGUUUAUAGUUUUGAUUAUUGCCUUGAUGAUCUAGUAGGAGUAUUCGGCCAAUCAGAAUGUUUUCUGGGGACCAAUCCGAGAUGUUUUGAUGGUACACUAGCUGAGGGAAAUAAGCUAUUACAUUGAUCCGGCCUUGAAUAAUUGUCCAGUUUUUCUUCACAGCUCACUUUCAGCAGAAUGGAGUUACCACAGAAAGAAUUUGCCCCUUUCUGUUCAUACAUAUUGUUUACCAAAAAUGCCCCUGUUCAUUCUAUUGCUUAGCUGUAUUAUUUACAUGUGAUUAUGUUCUACUUUGUUCUGUAACUUUAGGUCAUAUUUCCUGUUGUUGUUGUUGUUGUUGAGGCCUAACCAUAACUUAACAUGACAUUUAAUUAUAUGUCGGUUACCAGGUCGAGGUUUAGUUUAUCAUAGCUGUGGCUUUUGCCCCGAUUUGAAAGGAACAAAUGUGUAAGUAAUCAGUGUAUAAGGAAAUGGAUGUUCACCUUAUUUCCUCCUCCGACAGUCUUCCGUCUGCAGCUACUCCUCCUGUGGCACAAUAAUGUUAAGGGAAACAUAAUGUGUAAUUAGCUGUUCUCUAUUGCCAGUCUCGUCGCAGAACAAAUGUGUGAGUUUUGAUGUAUGAGAGGGAAUGAAAGGAAAAGAGUUUGACAAAUGUGUUCUUACCUCACAAAGAGACAUUUUUCAGGGAUUUUUAUACAAGUCAUCUGUAUCUCGUCAUGGCCUCUUAAAGUGCAUCCAAGGGCUGUUUCGUUUGGUAUGUUUGUAAAGAUGUACAUAAAAUGUGGUUGCUAUGGGGGACAUUUUCUUAAAAUCAUGAAGGAUGCGAAAGUGACCCUAUUUUGACCCUUAUGUAUAGUAUAUGUAAAGCGAUAUGUCCAAGACAUUCUGUACAAGUUUAUACAACAAAUAUAUUGUAUAUUUUUACUUGAA
This is a messenger RNA of Notothenia coriiceps (black rockcod), 2724 nucleotides long. RefSeq names its product dual specificity protein phosphatase 7-like. Gene Ontology annotation, cellular component: cytosol; cytoplasm. Gene Ontology annotation, biological process: negative regulation of MAPK cascade; peptidyl-tyrosine dephosphorylation. The coding region runs from base 329 to 1456 and encodes 375 amino acids. The record is from RefSeq and is a predicted model, not a curated record. Gene Ontology annotation, molecular function: MAP kinase tyrosine phosphatase activity; protein tyrosine/threonine phosphatase activity; MAP kinase tyrosine/serine/threonine phosphatase activity. NCBI's taxonomy places the organism in Eukaryota, Metazoa, Chordata, Actinopteri, Perciformes, Nototheniidae. The transcript is spliced from 3 exons.